GACUAAAAGCAACCAUUUGGAAUCGAACUGCGGGCUGCAUAGACCAGGCAACGAAUACAACAUGAGAAAAAUAUGAACGAUGAUGAUUCAUCCUGUUCCAGACAAGCCUGAUGGAUCGCCCGUGACCCUGCUGAAAGCUGCCGUGCCGGCGGGCGUCUUUCUCCUGCUCUUCCUGCUCUUCUUUAUCCUAGGCUGCGUCUGCCUCCGCGCCCUGCGACAGGAGCGCCUCCUGGAGAGAAGAUACCACCUGUCGUACAGUGGCGCCAACGACGACGUGUACCUGAUCACGAGGCGGCGCCACCGUCGCGAGGAAGAGAACGAGGACGAGGCGACGCAAGUCGAGCCGAACAGCAGCGCCGACGAGGAUGAGACUCGACUGAUCACCCACAGGUGGAGCCACCGUACGCGUCCGCUGCUGCACGAGCGCGAGGAGCUGUCGGCUCUAACCGAAGUCUGACGACCGACGCCCGUCCGUGCGCCGACCGCUGCCGGAUCGAGGUGUAACGAUCGAAUCGUAAUCGGAUCGAGGCGUAGCAACCGAAUUAAACACGGAUCGUGUGUUUGCCGGUGACAGAACUAUAACCGAAUCGUGUCGUCACAAAACUAUAAUCGGAUCGUGUGUCCACCGGCGGCAGAACUAUAACCGGAUCGAGUCUCCACCAUCCGGUAUCACACCGAAUCCGAAAGCGUCAAUGCAAUUAAGAAGCCAUCCGAAACAAAAUUGUGUGGCCGUAAACAAAACCUGCGAUCGCGACGUCAACCGAUGCGAUGUACACGUGCAAGCUGAAUCUGAAUUUCUACGGCAUAAUAAAUCGGCUUCAUCGAGCCAGAGCACAGCAGCUGCGACUGGGGUAAUUAAUCACACACGCUAAUGAGAGGAGAGCAUCCACGCGUUUAUCGACGAUAGUGAGACUGACUGUCGAAUUUAUCCGCAGACAGCAAAAUUUCCAAAAACUUGCGCCAAAGUGCCGCUGGGAUUUUUCAACAAACAGGUCAUACGUGCAGCGGGGACUAAACGCCACACCUCUGAUACAGGAACGAGAGAAACCCUAGGAAACUCGGUUAAAGACUUGUCGCUGCGUACACGCGUUGAUAAAACACGAUGCAACUGACGUUGAACAUAUUGAUGCGCCUUUGCGCCGCCAUCUUGUGUUCCUGGGCAACGGGAGGACAGGUCACGGCCGAGAAGAUUGCGGCGGACGACGGGUCGGCCGAGGUUCCACCGACGAUCGACAUCUGCGCAGGCGCAAGAACAACAUCCGCUCCGCGCGCGUUUCUCGUCUCGCCCGGAUAUCCGGGCGUGUACGGCAACAACCUGAACUGCUCCCUGUCGCUGGUCGCCGAGACUGGAUUCUUCGUCUCGCUGACGAUACACUAUCUGUGGCUCCAGGUGAGAGAUGCGAGGUGCGGCGUGAUGGGUGGCAGGGGCGUAACUAACUCGUUUUGCCUGAAGUCGGUGGUGUAGGU
Molecule: messenger RNA, 1467 nt
Organism: Priapulus caudatus
Lineage: Eukaryota; Metazoa; Priapulida; Priapulimorpha; Priapulimorphida; Priapulidae
Exons: 4
Coding region: 80-457 (125 amino acids)
Source: RefSeq, a predicted model, not a curated record